Messenger RNA from Musa acuminata AAA Group (dessert banana), 894 nucleotides. RefSeq names its product E3 ubiquitin-protein ligase CIP8. Gene Ontology annotation, molecular function: ubiquitin protein ligase activity. The transcript has a single exon. Gene Ontology annotation, cellular component: cytoplasm. The record is from RefSeq and is a predicted model, not a curated record. NCBI's taxonomy places the organism in Eukaryota, Viridiplantae, Streptophyta, Magnoliopsida, Zingiberales, Musaceae. Gene Ontology annotation, biological process: protein ubiquitination. Bases 56 to 802 code for a protein of 248 amino acids.
CGCUAGUCCUCCUCCUCUUCCUUCCCCCCUCCUCGUCGACUGUGGCGCCGACUUCAUGGCCUCUGAUUGGUUCGGCCUCGGUCACGCCUCCUCUUCCCUCGACGAGGGCCUGGAACCGUACGGGGAGGAGGUGGUGGUGGUAGUGGAUGGCUGCCGCGACGACCGAACGGUCCUCUGCUCGAUGGUCGGGGCCGAUGAGGAGGAACCAAUACCUUCUCAAGAAGAACAAGAAGAAGAAGAAGAAAAAGAAGAAGAUGGGGGUGACUCGGAGCUUGAGACGCUUGCGGCGAUGAUACGAUUCGUGCUUCGCAGAGUGGAAAGAGGAGAAUGGUAUAUGUUCUUCUCUUUGACACAGUUUUUACUGGCAAGAUUAGGAAGAGGAGAGUGGUAUCCGCUCGUGGUUUUCGUUUGGGUCGCACUUAGAGUAGGAGAAGGGAACGAUGCCGAUGUCGAUGAGGACGCCGGAUACUCUCUUGAAGAUGAUCGUGCGGAGGAGGAGGAACUGCGCGGCGACACGGUGGAGCGUGAAAUCGACCAAGAUAACAUCGGAAUCACCCCCGCGGCGAGGCCGGUCGUCGAGAGGCUUCCGAUCGUGGUCUUGUCGGACGAGGACGCGGCUAAAAGAAACACCUUCUGCGCGGUCUGCAAGGAUGGAAUCGCGUCGGCGGAGGCCGCAAGGCGGCUGCCGUGCUCGCACAUCUACCAUGCGGGCUGCAUCCUGCCGUGGCUCGGGAUUAGGAACACGUGCCCGGUGUGCCGCCACGAGCUCCCUACCCAAGACGACGAUCUAAUCUCUCGCUAGGUAUGAUCUCGAAAACCAGAACUCAGCUCUCCGUUCUGUAGUGCGGCAUGUUAUCGAGGUUUUGAGAUAAAAAUCGAAGCUUUGGUCGCUCA